Messenger RNA from Durusdinium trenchii, 1701 nucleotides. NCBI's taxonomy places the organism in Eukaryota, Dinophyceae, Suessiales, Symbiodiniaceae. The record is from the annotation of a GenBank genome assembly.
GCUGAUGUUGCAAAAGCCUUGAACAAGGAUGACGAUUCCGUCGACGAUGAGCCCGAGGAUGAAGAGAACGACUCUGAUGCUGAAUCAACAUCGAGCUUUGGGCUAGAACAGGAUGACGAGGCUGCGAAGCCGGCCAAAAGACGAAGAACUAAAGAGACAACAGCAGCCAACACGAAGCCGACUGAAGCUGUUGCCAGGGUUCCCAAGCCUGAGAUUCCAGGCAGCUCCACAAAAGAUGAUACUCCGAGGCCCAAGGUGAAGGCAAAGGCUUCUGCUGCUUCCGGCAAAGAGGAGAAGUUGACCAGGGCUCAGAAGGCAAAGCAAGAUCGGGCUGAUCGCUGCUAUUCCACCGCCACCAAAGCCUUCACUGCGAUCAAGGAAAUCUCCACUGAUAUGGUCUGGAGGAGUGUGAUUCGGACUGGUGAAGUGGAGCGAAGAGUUCAGAAGUGCUACCAGGCCCACGCUGAGCUAGAGGCUCAAGUGGCUGAAGGCCAGUUUGCUGGCAAUGCCGAGGUGGCUGCUGUUUGCGAAGAGAUGCCCAAGAGAGCUCUCUUGCUUACUCAGACCAAAGACUUGUGCAAGGGCAUCCGCGGCUCAACUCCUGACAGCAUGGCCAAGGACGUUGCAACUUGUGGAGAAGUGAGCACUCUUUUCCUGACUGUCUUCGGCAGUGUCGUGAGUGACAUCCCGUCCACCAAUGACAUGUUGCAGACUGUCGCCAAGAAGUUGCACGCGGCAGAAGAUCACUUGUUCAUCAAGUUCUUGAGGCUGAUGCCGCCACCUGUUGGUGAUGACGCUGGCUUUUCUUUGUACAAGCUUGGAAAAACUAUGGAGGUUAACACCACGGAGGAAAGUGAGGACCACCCGUACUUGUGGGCGUAUCUCCUCAAGCUUCAGCUUUUGUGCAUGAAUGACUUCUAUGAGAAGCUUCGCCUUCCAACAGCCCCUUCUGUUUGCGACAAAGCGCUCCCUUUGCUUUUGCAGGCCAAAAGCUUGGACCAAGCCCAAUGGCUUCCAGCAUCGGACAUGGUGCCUGCAGACGUUGACUUCCAUAGCCUUCCCAAUGGAACAGGAUUUCAAGGACAAGUGAUGAUUGACCUCCAACGCAUCCUGGCCUGCCUUCAGAUCUACAACAAGAAGCCAGAGCCACGUUUCCUUUCCAUGGUGAGUCGCGAGACUAGCUUUUCCAGUAAGAUGGUCAUGGCUAUGAAUGCCCAGUCUGAGUGGAGGCUUUUGUGGAGUCAAGUUUUGGCAGAGUCCAAAGCCUUUGCUGAGCGGACCAUCCCAACCCUUGAUUUGGUCUCUUUCGGCAAGCUUUGCGGGGAUGUGACUAGUUUGGAGAAGCUCGCGGAUGAUAGCACCUAUUCUGAGGAUCAGCAAAAGUCCAUCAGGGACCUUACCAAGAUGCUGGCUAGUUGCUCAGACGAGGACUCUUUGUUUGAGGAAGAUGCUAAUUCCAAGGCCAAGUUCUUCCAGUACAUUCGGGAGGUGUCCACUUGGUUCAAGGACUUCAGGCCUCCUGUUGAAAGGGUCCUUCAGCCACUGGGAACCGUGCUCUCACCAAGCCUCUUGGAGUUGGAAGGCAUCACCGACCUCGCGGAGUGCUUCCCGCCAGGUGCUUUGAAACUGGCCUCAAACAUCGACAGCGUCUUCAUGCUCCAAUGCACCUUGACCUUGAUUCCGGAUUCCUUGAUACCUUGA